Wallemia ichthyophaga EXF-994 is the source of this 372-nucleotide messenger RNA. RefSeq lists its product as uncharacterized. Bases 1 to 372 code for a protein of 123 amino acids. The transcript has a single exon. NCBI's taxonomy places the organism in Eukaryota, Fungi, Basidiomycota, Wallemiomycetes, Wallemiales, Wallemiaceae. The record is from RefSeq and is a predicted model, not a curated record.
AUGAAGUUUCCAGUCACUUUAGUUCUAUUAGUCGCUGUUCUUUGUUGUCUUGUCGAAGCAGCCAAGCGCCGGGGGUACAAUAGAGGCAUCCUCGACAAGAAAGGUAUGAUGCAAAAGAGAGGUAUCCUCGGUAAGAAGGAAUUUGGCAAGAGAUACAUCCUCGAUAAGAGCGAAUACGUCAAGAGAGGCGGAUUGACUGAUAUCCUGGACAAGAGAGAUAUCUACCGCAGACAAGAAAAUAAUUACGACUUCGACGAACUGACAGACAUGAAGAGGGGUAUCCUCAGUCGUCAAGAUAACGAUGACCUCGAGGAACUUUCAGCCAUCAAGAGAGAGAUUCUCAAGCGUCAAGAUGAUGAAACGCUCGAAUGA